AUGAGCCGGCCUCCAGCAACAUCGCGCAAGGCGAGCAACGCAGACGGCGCGGGCUUUGCUAGGAGCGGGGCCCGUGCAGUUUCCAAGGUGGGAUGUGAUGUUUGGCAUGGAACGCCGAAGAUCCGCAAGCCAGAGCGAGGCGACGACCGAGGCACUUUCAGGGAGCCUGUUCUUGCUGGUGAGGGCUUCGCAGUUCUAGCAAGCUUCGAUCAGGUUUCGCGAAACAAGGCAGUGGACGAGGCUGCCUCAGCACAGACCGCUGACCCGGUCGAAGAUGCCAAGCAGGCUAUUGUGGCCUUUGCCCAGGAGGAGCAGUUGCAGAAGACGGUUCAGGAGACAGGGCAGAUCAAGGAGGACAAAGGCUUCGACGAAUCCACCGAGAAGGACACUUUUUCACAGAAAUGUUUCGACAUGGCUGUGAAGAAAUGGGAAGGAGCCCAGAAGGAUCUGGAAGGAGCCCGGGAGGAUCGGGACUUUGCGCGCCAAAGGCUUCGACUAGCCGUACAGAACCGCAACCAAAAAGAGAUCAAGGAGGCCACGGAGGCGUUCAACAAGGCCGAGUCGAAGGUUGACACGGCCAAGGAGGAGGCCGAAAGGGCCGAGAAGGAGGCCAAAAAGGCCAAUGAGGAGCUCGAGAAAGCCAAAUCAACAGCACCCCUUCAGGCAGGAUCUACUCUUCUGAAGAACUUUGGCGACGAGCUUCCCGAUCUUGACGAACGCUUCUUGAAUGGACGCAUCAACAACAAAGAAGAUCGUCCGUUCUUGGAGAGGGAGACAGUUGUGGACAAGGUUUUAGCUGAGCUGAACUACACGACCGGGUCACAAGGGUUGAAUAAGCCUAGGCUCGUUGCUCUUUGGAGCCCUAGGGGCACGGGCAAGACAUCGCUAGUUCGACAACUCGCACAAAGCAAGCAGUAUGCUGACAGCCGCAGAUAUGGACGGUUGCUGGUGUUCGAUGCACUGUUUCUACAGCAAUACUUGAGCACGGAUGCUGACAUGCUGGUGUCGGCCAUCAUCAUUUGGCAUCUUCUGCAGUUCUUCCACGACUACACUGUGGAAUUUGCGCCGGGGCAAAACGUCGUUUUUGAGCGCAGGGACUUUGGUCCUGUGUUGCAGCUUCUGAAACAGAGCCACUCGACUCCAACCCCAUCAGGUGACAGUGUUCUGUCGUGGAUUGCGUCCUGCUGUAAAAGCAGGGACGAUGUGCUUGACCAGUGGCUCUCAAUUACCGAACAAGCAUUAGCGGCGCCAAAAGACUGCCCUCGUCUUUUAUUCUUGGAUCAGGCAGAACUCCUUGCGAGCGCAAGCAGGGGGCAGAGCCACAUGGGAGGAACCAAGUCAAGCCUUACGGACAUUUGUUCAAGGCUUCCCCAGCAGAUGGCCUGCUUCUGUACAGGCACACUGAACUUGAUAAAGGGUCGCCCGGAUAUCGAGUACACAAAGCUUGUCGUCUGUGAAUUAGCAGCACUUGCACCACUGUCUCGAGACGCUGCUGUCUUGGCCAUGAAGCAAUGGAACGGGACGCAGUAUGACGAGAAUGUGUUCAACCAGAUUGUGUUUUUCUCGGGUGGAGUUCCUCGCCUGUUGCGGCAUGCUUUCGAGACGAGCGGAAUCUUCAAGUCAAAGGCAGCUACUGCGUUUAAUGCCAUGUCGAAGUGCUUCAAGGAGUCGUAUGGGUCUGCCGGACCUUGUUUUUCUCACCCAGCAGUUGCUUUAUCACUGGUUCUUUGCUCGGCCGUUCGGUGGCCGACAGCAGAUACCGAUCUUUAUAGUACUGUGCCUGGAACAUCUACAGCAUGGUCGGAUAUUUUCAACGCAGGAGCGGCAUUUCCAGCGAACAACUCUGUACAGGUUCCACGGGUUUGGUGGUGUUUUGACCAAGCGGUCCGCCAGCAGCUUCAGGGUGAGUUGAAGGCCUUGAACAUUCGUCUGGAUCGUCUCUUGCCAGACUCAUUGCAGCUGGUUGCGUCAAACAAUCGGGGGAACGUUGCGAGGGGAAAGCCGUGGGAAGAGCUGGUUGCACAUUCCCUAGCGGCACGGUUCCACCUUUAUUGCAUGCAACGCAACUGGACCGCCAACAACACCUGGGCUCCCUUCCUGGAGAUCUAUCCGACAGACAACGCACAUUUGAAAAUGGUCUUGGAACCAUUUGAGGUUUGCUGGAAGGAUGGGGUAUCGUACCCACAGAGUGAAGCCAGUGUCUCAGACACUGCUGGACAUGCUAUUAUGUGCAAUGUUCCGUUUCGGAAUGCUCACCAUGACUUGUUGAUUCCCGUGAAGCGGGUGAAGUGUGGCACGUGUGAGUACAUUGCAGCCCAGUGUCGGUAUGGAGCCAAGAAAACUGCAAAGGACCUGAACAACACAAGCCAAGACAAGGCUAGAAAGCCGAAGAAGAACGAAGCCCGAGAUACCCUUCCGGACAUGCCAAACGUGCUUCUCCAAAUAUGUCCCGAGAAAGAUGGUGCUCAGCCGUUUAAGGCAGGUCUCAUUGACCCCAGUGACAUUCCGACGCGCUUCUACGUCAGGUUGAUGUGGUUCUGCUUCGCUCAUCUCAUACGCAUCCGCCUCCUUGUCUGCGAUCUCAACGGUGAGCGGGAAAGACUUGGUGACUUGCAGGCUUUGGCAAACAUUGGUGGGCCGAACGUGCCGAUUGAGGACUGGAUGGUGGGAUUAGAGAUCUGCGGCAAGGAAUGUGUGAAACUCAUUCGAACCUUUGCGCUCAAGUCAGACAGCCUUACCGACCGCAUGGCACCGCUCAUGCUGUCACGGUGCUUGGCGUAUCUGUUCGAACUGGUGAACAAAGCCCAGCUACCUCCCAAUCUUCAUAAGUUGCCAUCGGAGGACACAUUAAAAGAGCAUCUCGAACGACAAGACCGCGUCAUCGUACCGAUUGACGAGCUCAACCUCCUGGUGCCAAAAGGAACAACAGACAACGUGGCAUCUCCGGAGUCUCUUCCUACGUCGAGCAAACAGAUACCCCGUCUUUACUACACACGAGCCGCUUGA
Molecule: messenger RNA, 3006 nt
Organism: Symbiodinium natans
Lineage: Eukaryota; Dinophyceae; Suessiales; Symbiodiniaceae
Source: the annotation of a GenBank genome assembly